AUGGGGAAUGUCCGAAUCGACAGUCUGCCGGCAAACCGGCGGGUCGCCGCUCAUUGUCAGUCUGCCCACGCGCCCCGUAACUCAACCGCUUCACUCGUUAACCUUGAUCCAGACUGCCCUACUUGCAUCAGGCGAAGAAUAAAAUGUGAUCGCACCGAACCAUCCUGCAUGAAGUGUGCUAGUCGCGGAUUGGAGUGCCCUGGUUUCAAGACAGUAUACCUCAAGUGGAACCAAGGCAUCGCAAGUAGAGGCCGGCUGGCGGGCAAGUCGGUUCCCAUUGCCAAAGGGACACGGAAACCAGUUGGCAAAGAUGAGAGCUCAGGAGGACAGAGACGUGCCGGCAAGGACAGGCAACAACCGUCCAAUACUAGCUCUUUGGCUCAAGAUGCCCCGACAACGACAGUAUACGAGCUGACCCCAGCGCUUUCCCCCCAAGAAGCCAAACAUGUCGUCGAUCGAUUCCUCAGCAUAUCUAUAUUCAAUAGACUCGUUGAUCAUUUCUGCACAAAAGCAGUGUCCCGGCUUACCUGGAUAGACCGCCCGCGCCAUCCAUUACGAACCAUUGUUCGCCGACUCCUUCAGACUUCGGCAUGCGUGCAGUUUUCCGUGGGCUCGCUUGCAGCUGCUCACAUGUCCAUGGUGCUGGACGUGCCUCACCAUCAAUCCAAGGCCCUGUUCAAGACGUAUGUGUCGUUACGCGACAAGAGUAUGCAGGCGUUGAGCAACAAGCUGCGCUCGGGGUUGCCGACUCCGUCCAACGUGGCACCAAGUGCUUCUACAAACUGCACGCUUACCGAGGUCCUGGCCUCCAUGCUUGUGCUUUGCUACACCGAGGUCCUCGUUCCAGGUUCCAGGGCAUGGAGACUUCACCUUCGUGGAUGUCGAGCCGUUAUUGAUCUACAAUCGCUGGAGCAUUGGUUCGCGGCAUCCACGGAUCCCAUCAUCAGAUUCCUGCUGAAAGAGGUAUCUGACCUGGAAAUGUUUACUGGCAUCUCAAUGUUUCACCAGGAUUUCGCUCCUCUGCCGAAGUCGCCGCCGCAGCCAGCAAGCACAGAUACAGGCUGGGCAUUUACCAAAUUGAUAUACGCCAUCACGACGUUGGAGAGGGAAAGACACUGCUUGCGGCAAUCCAACGCGCCGCCUCCCAAUGUCGAUAUCCGCGUCUGGUGCAAUCGAGCCGAAGAGGCCCGCAUCUGCUCUUUGGCCUGUACUGACUGGCUAAAUGAAAGUCAGCGCAGCUUACGCGCAUCGUUCGAAGCUGUCGCGCGGGCGCACUAUUUUGCCGCCAUAAUCUACAGCUAUCAAGCGUUCCAAACAUGGCAUGAAAAAAAGGCAGCGCUCCCUGGGCAUCUCCAACCUCUGCUGGCGGAUGUCCGUUUCGUCAUGGCCGGGCCGACAGACGAGCUGUUUCACGAUUUGUUCUUUCCGCUCUUUAUUGCUGGCACUGAAAGCGCCUCUGACCCCUUGAUGAGGUCAGAAAUCGAUGGUCUGUUUCUCGAAUCGCUGUCGCGAACCGGCGUAUGGUGCAAUUACUCCGCCUUGCAGUUCCUAAGGUCGUUUUGGAGCGCCACGUCCACUCUGCAAGAGCCCAUGAACUGGAUGGAUUUUGCCCGGCAAAACUUGUCAGUGAUGGAGCCAUUUAUUGUUUUCUGA
Metarhizium acridum CQMa 102 is the source of this 1653-nucleotide messenger RNA. The record is from RefSeq and is a predicted model, not a curated record. NCBI's taxonomy places the organism in Eukaryota, Fungi, Ascomycota, Sordariomycetes, Hypocreales, Clavicipitaceae.